AAAUCCUAAAACACCUAUAAUUUCAAGGUCUUGUUUAGUUAAUAGAAAUGGCUAUUUCAAGUGCAAGUUGUGCCAAACUCCUAUUUAUCAACCUUCUAUUCUUCACUUUGGUUAGUUCGAAACAUGUCCCAUGUCCUCCUCCUCCUUCUCCACCACCAAAACCGGUGGCUUGCCCGCCACCACCAAAACCGGUGGUGGCUUGCCCUCCACCGCCAAAGGUACCGAGUCCUACUUCAGGGUCCAAGUGCCCUAAGGAUACCCUAAAGUUAGGGGUAUGUGCUGAUGUGUUGAAUGGAUUGUUGCACCUUAAAGUGGGAAACCCACCAAAGACACCUUGUUGCAGCCUUAUUGAAGGGUUGGUUGAUGCUGAAGCUGCCCUUUGUCUUUGCACUGCCAUUAAAGCCAAUGUUUUGGGCAUUCAUCUAGAUGUCCCUGUUUCCUUGAGCCUCCUUUUGAAUUAUUGUGGCAAAAGUGUACCUUCUGGCUACAAGUGUGCUUAGUAAUAUAAGUUUUUAAAACCAUCAUCCUCUAUAUGAUGAUCUAUCUUUUGUGAUUUGAAGUUAUUUACAUAUUGUUGUUUGGUUAAAUUAAGUUAUUGAUUCUUCCUUU
Impatiens glandulifera is the source of this 609-nucleotide messenger RNA. Its product is annotated as pEARLI1-like lipid transfer protein 1. The record is from RefSeq and is a predicted model, not a curated record. The coding region runs from base 48 to 500 and encodes 150 amino acids. NCBI's taxonomy places the organism in Eukaryota, Viridiplantae, Streptophyta, Magnoliopsida, Ericales, Balsaminaceae. The transcript has a single exon.